CUAAAUAACCAAUAAAUUCCCUAGAAUCCUCAUGUUUAAGUUUUCCAGCUUCCUAACCUCCUCACUCACCGAAAAUCCUCCCUUUCAAUAAAAAAUAAUGCUUCUCUACAUUUAUUAAACAUUGAUCUCCAUAUUUCCCGAUGAACUAUAACUUUACCCACUAAACGAGUGGAUUAAUAGUCAGUGGCAAUGGUUCUCUUUGUUCAAUUAUUGAGAAGAAUACCGUGCAACGUUGCAAGACGCUUCGCCACAGUGACAGAGACGAAACGAGUGAAUGACGAGCCCAUUCAGACCUUUCGAACAAAUGAGAGUGACCCAUCGAAUCAUGGGAGAGAGCACCUCAACAGAUUCUACACAAUGCCCCCCUCAGUGGUGCAAACAGUAUUCCUGCACGGAGGACUCCCCAAGUCAUUUCAUAAUCAGACUACAACCUUCCUGGAGACGUGUCUGCUCGUAAGGGAACCAGUGCUGGAAGUCAUCUCCUGUUUGAAAUUGACGGAUUACUCGAGACCGGUCAACAGAUACGUUUUAUAUGGAGAGAAUGGGGCUGGCAAAUCACUGUCAUUGGCACAUAUACUACAUUAUGGAUUAUCUUCGAGGAAAAUUCUUGUUCACGUUCCUUGGGUGAGAGAUUGGUACAAAAAACCGAAAGAAGUAGCAGCAUCCACCACCAAAGAGGGUUUCUACGAUCUGCCUAUUGACGCAGCAGCCUGGUUGAUUCGCUUCAAACACCAAAAUCUCAGUCUCCUACAGGAGCUCGAUUUGAGAUUAACAAAAACCUACGAAUGGAGUGUGCGUGAGCACACUCCCAGUGGAACCCCCAUCCUGGAACUAAUAGACCUUGGAAUAGCUCGCAUAAAAUACGCCUGCGACAUAAUCGAAGUUCUCUCCGAUGAAUUGAAAAUUUCAUCGAUCGCUGGAAAAUGUAAAGUUCUCGUCGUGAUUGAUGGAUUCAAUGCACUCCUGGGACGAGACACGGAGAUUCGGGUUGAGAAUCGAAGAUUAGUGUAUCCAGACAAAGUAACUCUGACUAAAACAUUCUUGAAUAUUGCCAAGAGCGAUUGGUGCAAUGGAGCUGUCGUGCUAACUGUCGAUCAAAUCGCUGUUCAGAACGAGGCACAGCAAUCGAUUUACCCCCGUUAUCUCCUGGGAAAAGAGGGUUUCGAGCUGUUAGAUCCAUUUUUACCAGUUCACGUGCAGAAUUAUACAGCUGAUGAAUUUGAAGCAGUGAUGGAGUACUAUAAAAAUCGUAAAUGGGUGAGCGACAUCACUCCCGCUGGCCAACGAGAACUGGAAUUACUUUCCAACAGAAAUCCUUUCAAAUUGAUGCGAUUAACUGCUGCUUUGUAAUACUAAAUGUUGAAAGAGUAAUAAUAAUGUGAAUUUAUAAAGUGGGAAAA
Molecule: messenger RNA, 1400 nt
Organism: Diachasma alloeum
Lineage: Eukaryota; Metazoa; Arthropoda; Insecta; Hymenoptera; Braconidae
Gene: mRpS29
Product: 28S ribosomal protein S29, mitochondrial
Exons: 6
Coding region: 190-1350 (386 amino acids)
Biological process (GO): apoptotic process
Cellular component (GO): mitochondrial ribosome; mitochondrial small ribosomal subunit
Molecular function (GO): structural constituent of ribosome
Source: RefSeq, a predicted model, not a curated record